CAGGUGUGUAUCUGGUCUGAGAGUUUCACGUGCGUUUCAGUUGUGUUUGGAUGUGCUUCAGGUGUGUUUCUGGUCUGAGUGUGUUUCAUGUUGUUUCGCGCGCGUGUGUGUGGGUGUGUUUCAGGUCUGCUUGUGUUUCAGGUGUGUUUAGGAUGUCUUUGUGGUGUAUUUACGGUGUGUUUCAGGUGUAUGGGUGUAUGUUUCUCACAUGGUGUGUUCUCGGUGCAUCAGCUGUGUUCCUAUCCUCUCUUUGUGUGUGUUUCAGGUGUGUAUCAGCUGAAUGUGUGUGUUUCGGGUGUGUAUUAAUGUAUUGUAUCAUUCCUGUUUUUGUUUCACAGAUCUAUUUCCGGGUGAAAGUGAGCCUCAGGUGUGUAUGUGUGUGUGAGUUUGCUUGUUUGGAUGUGUGGGUGCAUGCAUGCGUGUGUGUGUUUUAUCCGUGUGUGUGUGUGUGUGAAUGAACACGGUCAGUAUUGGGGAGUACCAUGGGCUGCGGGUGGGCUCGGCCCUCCUCAGUAUCGUAUCCGGCUGCAUCAUCAUCGGCGUGUCUAAAGACUGUGACGCAGAUGCCGUGGGGGGAAUUUUCCUCGGAGCAGGAGGACUUGGUCUCCUGAUCUCCAUUUAUCCGUUUAUCAAAGCCUGGUUCAACAUCCAUCACAUUUUACCCAACAUCGGAAACUUCAGAGUCCAACCUAUGGCUCCAACGCCGGCCCCUGAACAGCCCUCUGACUCUCUCAGAAGAGAAGGGACUCUGGGUCAGCUGGAGCGCUCGAAGAGCCGCAUGGGGACGUUCGUGGAGGCGGGAGCUGCUGCCGCUGAGGGCUCGCAGGAAGACGGACCCUCUACAGAUGUUCCAGAUAUUUUGGGCAGGCGUAAACCCAAACUCUCAGAGGUGGACCUUCCAUAAACAUCUAAAGCUCAAACCAUCGACUGUGUGAAAGAACAGAGAGUAUUAUAAUAUAAGUUAGACUCAGGCCUACAAUUAAUAUCUGUGUUUGCGAGUGGAAGAAACAUGAAUGAGUUACGUAUUUUACUAGUAUGAACAUUAGGACCAUGAGAUGUGUCUUCCCUCCUGUUGUGUAUCAUCGCCCCAGGCCGUCUCUUUAGACUCCAGAUCAAAUGCAAAUGCGACAUUUAUUUAAAAAUCUCCAAUAUGUCUCAUUUCCAUUUCAGUGAUGAUCAAUAUAUACGCAAUCCUGAUGGAAGAUUUAAAACAAAUCAUUUUGACUCAGGCGGAACAGAAUGAUUGAGGACUUUAAUAGCUUUUAAAUGUGUGUUUAAAUGCUAAAAAUGCUAAAUUCUGGAGCAUGAGUAAAAUUUGGAUGACUACAAAUCAUUUGAAGUCAUUUGUAAUUUAAAAUGUUUCUGGAUGAUUCUAUGCUGUCAGGAAAUAAAAUAUUAUAGGCAACACACUUAAA
Molecule: messenger RNA, 1415 nt
Organism: Pangasianodon hypophthalmus (striped catfish)
Lineage: Eukaryota; Metazoa; Chordata; Actinopteri; Siluriformes; Pangasiidae
Gene: kncn
Product: kinocilin
Exons: 5
Coding region: 455-904 (149 amino acids)
Source: RefSeq, a predicted model, not a curated record